Messenger RNA from Staurois parvus, 1094 nucleotides. Lineage: Eukaryota; Metazoa; Chordata; Amphibia; Anura; Ranidae. The record is from the annotation of a GenBank genome assembly.
AUGGGGAUCCUGGAGAAGAUCUCGGAGAUCGAGAAGGAGAUCGCCAGGACCCAGAAGAAUAAAGCUACGGAGUACCAUCUGGGUCUGCUGAAGGCUAAACUCGCCAAGUACCGCGCGCAGCUUCUAGAGCCAACCAAAUCGGCCACCGGCAAAGGAGACGGCUUCGAUGUCAUGAAAUCAGGAGAUGCCCGGGUGGCACUGAUCGGGUUCCCCUCUGUGGGUAAGUCCACCUUCUUAAGCUUGAUGACAUCCACAGCCAGCGAGGCUGCUUCUUAUGAGUUCACCACCCUGACCUGCAUUCCAGGAGUGAUAGAGUACAAAGGAGCAAACAUCCAGCUACUGGAUCUUCCUGGAAUCAUUGAAGGGGCAGCCCAGGGGAAGGGCAGAGGACGGCAGGUAAUCGCCGUGGCUCGAACAUCGGACGUUGUCAUUAUGAUGUUGGAUGCCACAAAGGGUGAGGUCCAAAGAUCUCUGCUGGAGAAAGAGUUGGAGUCGGUAGGCAUCCGACUGAACAAGAAUAAGCCCAAUAUUUAUUUCAAGCCCAAGAAAGGAGGAGGAAUCUCAUUCAACUCUACUGUACCUCUCACCCAGUGCUCCGAAAAACUGGUGCAACUCAUUCUUCAUGAAUAUAAAAUGUUUAAUGCAGAGGUCCUGUUCAGAGAAGACUGCAGUCCGGAUGACUUCAUCGAUGUCAUUGUUGGGAACAGAGUAUACAUGCCCUGCCUUUAUGUAUAUAACAAAAUAGAUCAGAUCUCCAUGGAGGAAGUGGACAGAUUGGCCAGGCAACCUCACGGCGUGGUAAUCAGUUGUGGGAUGAAGUUAAAUCUGGACUAUUUGCUGGAAAUGCUGUGGGAAUAUUUGGCACUCACCUGUAUCUACACCAAAAGCGAGGGCAGAGACCGGACUUUUCAGAUGCAAUUAUCCUCAGAAAGGGGGCUUCCGUGGAACAUGUGUGUCAUCGGAUUCACCGGACCCUCGCUAGUCAAUUUAAAUAUGCUUUGGUUUGGGGGACCAGCACCAAAUACAGCCCUCAGAGAGUAGGCCUCACCCACAACAUGGAGCAUGAAGAUGUUAUCCAGAUAGUCAAGAAAUAA